This is a messenger RNA of Sphaeramia orbicularis (orbiculate cardinalfish), 1872 nucleotides long. It is a transcript of the gene ttll2, whose product is annotated as tubulin tyrosine ligase-like family, member 2. Gene Ontology annotation, biological process: protein polyglutamylation; microtubule cytoskeleton organization. Gene Ontology annotation, molecular function: tubulin binding; tubulin-glutamic acid ligase activity. Lineage: Eukaryota; Metazoa; Chordata; Actinopteri; Kurtiformes; Apogonidae. The coding region runs from base 1 to 1872 and encodes 623 amino acids. Gene Ontology annotation, cellular component: ciliary basal body. The record is from RefSeq and is a predicted model, not a curated record. The transcript has 3 exons.
AUGGCUUCAGCUCUGGUGUUCAGACUACCUGAGCGAGGACCAGAGCUGCUGAGGGAGGUCCUGCUGGAGCGUGGAUGGGAGGACUACGAGGCCGGACGGCGGGACCGGGAGGACUGGAACCUGUACUGGAGGACCACUAGGUUCUGUAACUCUGAAUACCAAAACCUGAUGCCAUGGCAACGCCUGAACCACCACCCGAAAACUGCUGAAAUCACACGUAAGGAUUGCUUGGCACGAAACUUGACGCGGAUGAGGGCCACGUUUGGUGCGUCCGUCUACAACUUCAGCCCCACCACCUUCAUCCUCCCCAACAACUACAUCCGAUUCCUGGCCGAAUACAACAAACUGCGAGUGAGUAAGGGUCUGUCGGCGUACUGGAUCUGCAAACCCGUGGAUCUGUCCAGAGGCCGGGGGAUCUUCAUCUUUGAGGACAUUAAAAGCCUGGUGUACGACUGCACCGUCAUCGUACAGCGCUACAUCUCCAACCCUCUGCUCAUCUCCGGCUACAAGUUCGACCUGAGGAUCUACGUGUGCGUGAAGAGCUUCAACCCGCUGACCGUUUACGUUCACCAGGAAGGUCUGGUCCGUUUCGCCACCGAGAAGUACCGGCUGUCGUCCCUGCGUAACCUGUAUGCCCACCUCACCAACACCAGCAUCAACAAGUUCGGCCCUUUCUACAAAACCGAAAAAGAGAGCGUCGGACAGGGGUGCAAGUGGACCAUGAGCAAGUUCCGACACUUCCUCUACGGCCAAGACGUCAACGAGCUCCUCCUUUGGCAGAGGAUCAACAACAUCGUGACCCUGACCCUGCUCACCAUCGCCCCCUCCGUCCCCCCCAGCCCCAACUGCGUGGAACUGUUCGGCUUCGACAUCCUCAUCGACGGGAGGUUCAAGCCCUGGCUCCUGGAGGUCAACUACAGUCCGGCGCUAACUCUGGACUGCCAGGCCGACAUCGCGGUCAAGAAAGGCCUCGUCAGCGACUUGAUCGAUUUGAUGAACUACACGUGGGUCGACGGUCUACGAGAGCGAGCGUAUCGGAGGAAGGGAUACAAAGCGCCGUCUUCGGAUGCCGUCAAACCCUCGUAUGUUUCGGUGCCCGCGCUUCCGACGUUGAAAGAUCCAAAGAUCGGUGAAAAAAAGCCACAUGUUCCCAAACUCCCUUCGCUUAAAAGCCAAGCUGAAAAGGGCCAAAGGAAGUUGGGACCACUCGCUUUCGUAUCGGGACCCCUACCACCUGUUGACUUAAACAAGAUGUUUUCAACCAGCGUAGUCACAGCAACCAACACCCAGAGCGUAGACCCGAUCUACAGCCAACACUCAAGGACGAAAGCAUCCACAGCGAACAGACAGAUGCGUCCGACUCUCGCACCACGUCUGACGGACAACAGGAGUCGUCACGUAUCUGAGGUUACGAACCAUGACGACGCCGAAACCCGAGCCCAGAGGGAGCACUUAGCAGAGGCCGACAUUUCCUCCUCGACACCCGAUAUCCCUCCGCGGGGGCUGGGAUUCAAACCAUCCACUGUCUCCUGGAAGCUGCCGCACAUUCACAGGACUGCAUCUAAGAAAACCAGAGGACACAUUCCUCCAGCCAGAGUCGGAGACUUUAUCCGGACGUUUCCCUUUAAUAAGGCGACUCUGAAAGCCUCCCAACAUACGCUGGACGUGAGGACGGUCAUCCAGGAGGUCAACAAACUGACCGCUCACUUCUCCUCAGGACGACGUCGACCCGACAAGAAGAAAAGAGAAGAGGAGGAGGUGAAGAACGCCGAGGAGGAGGAGGAAGAGGAAGAGGAGGACUUUGAUUCUCUGUUCUGGGGGCCAAAGGAUCCACCCCAGAUCAGACUCCUGCUCCAAAACCAUCAGGGUUAA